CUUCGUUGUCCCAUUGCUAGUGGGUUUGUCUUUUGUCUACUCCGUAUAUUAUUUGAUCUCAAACGGUUUCCCAGUGAAAGUUUGUUUCUGCUUCACGAUAUAUCCGUCAAGCCGGACUUAAUUGAUGGGACUUCACCCUUCCUUUCUCUAACAAAGCGUCCUUGCAGUCAUUUCCCGCACCAGGGAUUCCUCAACAUUUUGCACAUGCUUCAAUCCAUAUAGCUUCCUCUUUUUCUCGAUAUUUCUCCCUGGUCGGCUCUUUCCGUCGAAAUAUCAAAAUUCCCUACAUCUUGUACUGGGUUCAUACGUACCUUCGGACCUCAGACGUGACUAUCAUAGGCCCAGGCGCGUCUUGAAUCGAUACCCACCACACCCUAUUCUUGCCUGACCACAAUAUGGGCCUCUUCAAGAAGAAACUCGAGACUUCCGAGUCCGCUACACCCACGAAUACCGAAGCAGAGACGGCCACCGUUACCACCAGCGUUACUCAUUCGAAUACGGACCUUGACAAGGAAACUAUGGCCGAGACAGGUCUUAGAGACAAUCCGUCGUCUGAACGAUCAACGACUCCCAAGCCCGGCAACUCAUCUGACUCCUCCAACGUUGAGAUCCAAGACGAAAAAGCCCAGCUUGAAAUUCAGGCUGCUGGUACGACUUCCUCUGAUGAAGCCAACCUCGUCUAUCCCACUGGGAUCAAGUUGGCUCUCAUCACACUCGCCCUCUGCCUCUCCGUCUUCUUGGUUGCCCUCGAUAAUACUAUCAUCGCCACUGCCAUCCCCAAGAUUACAGAUCGUUUCAAUUCGCUUGGUGACAUUGGAUGGUAUGGCUCGUCAUAUCUUCUCACCACCUGCGCCUUACAGUUGUUCUUUGGAAAGCUGUACACUUUCUACUCAAUCAAGACUGUAUAUAUUGUCUCGAUUGUUAUUUUUGAGGUCGGCUCUGCCAUAUGCGGUGGAGCUCCAACCUCGGCGGCUUUGAUCGUUGGACGAGCAAUUGCCGGUGUUGGCUCAGCUGGUAUCUUUGCUGGCGCACUGGUCAUCAUCGCUUAUAGCGUUCCUAUGGCGUCGCGUCCCAUCUACUUUGGUCUCAUCGGAGGCAUGUAUGGGAUUGCGUCUAUUGCCGGUCCUCUCCUCGGUGGUGCCUUUACUGACGGACCUGGCUGGCGCUGGUGUUUUUGGAUCAAUCUUCCUCUCGGCGCCGUUGCCUUGGCUGUUAUUAUCUUUUUCUUCCAUUCGCCCGUUCGUCAGGCGGAGACCAAUGUUUCAUGGAAGGAGCGAGCUCAUCAAUUGGAUCUGGGUGGCACCUCACUGUUCAUUGUCGACAUUGUCGUCUGCCUUCUUGCUCUUCAAUGGGGUGGCUCGACCUACCCAUGGUCCAACUGGCGAAUUAUUCUAUGCUUGACCCUCUUCGGCAUCCUCACCAUCAUCUUCAUCAUUGUUCAAUACUUCAUGGGAGAGCACGCCACAGUGCCCUUCAAGAUUAUCCGACAACGCAGCGUUGCAAGUGCCUGCUGGUUCGCUUUCUGUCUGGGUGGCGCAUUUUUCGUGCUCGUGUACUGGGUUCCUAUUUGGUUCCAAGCCAUCAAAGGAGCCUCAGCCUUCAAGUCAGGAAUCAUGACCAUUCCUCUCGUCAUGUCACUAGUCCUGGCCAACAUUGCGAGUGGCAUCGGCACAACGCUUAUCGGAUAUUACACCCCCUUCUACUACCUUUCUGUCGUCUUCUCCACCAUCGGUGCUGGUCUCCUCACUACCUUCGAAUCCAACACGGCUUCUCCAAAAUGGAUCGGCUAUCAGAUCAUCUAUGGAUUUGGUGUCGGUUUCGGGAUGCAACAAGCCAUCGUCACCGUCCAGGCGGUGUUGCCACUGAAAGAUAUCCCCACUGGAACUGCAUUAUGCAUGUUCAUGCAGACGUUCGGCGGCGCGCUGUUUGUUUCAGUAGCGCAAAACAUCUUUAACAAUCGUCUGAUCAGCGCUCUUCCCAGCGAAGCUCCAGGCAUUGACCCGCAAAUCAUCCUCCACGUCGGUGCAACCAGUUUACAAGAACAGAUCCCAACCGAGUUCCUCCAGGGUGUGCGAGAGGCAUAUAAUACCGCUCUGACCGAGACGUGGUAUAUUGCCGUUGCCAUGACAUGUCUGUCAGUCAUUGCAGCCAUCUUUGUGGAAUGGAAGAGUGUCAAAGGACUGAAGCCUGGUGCAGCGGCAGUAUGAACGACAUGACGACACGGGCUGAUACCAGCAAUCUGCCUUUGUUGUUUCCCACCUCGACACGUCUGUCGCUAUCAUCUCCUUUUAAUUUUCACCGUCAUUGUUCCAGCGAGUCCGUAAAUCUACAGGCGUUGCGGUGUGGUUCUCUGUAUCACGAUUAAACGAAACUCUCCAUGGUGGCUGAAUUGCAGAGGGCGUUUUGUGUUGGUUUUCAAUCGACCGUUGGGUUUUGGGCGUUGGAGUCAUCCCCAAGGGGUAUGGGCUUUAGUCUCAUCAAUUGACAUGGGCACACGAGAACAAGGUCUGAUUGACUGAUCAGGGUGGUUGGGUCAGAUACCUUGCAUAGACAUCUGAGAUGAUCGAGUAUGUAUGUUGGUGGGUGUAGGUACCUAGACGUACCUAGAUGUAAGUGAUACCGAUGUGGUUUUGCAAGUUUGAGGGAUAACCAAUACAUGGACUCUAC
This is a messenger RNA of Exophiala mesophila, 2667 nucleotides long. RefSeq lists its product as uncharacterized. The record is from RefSeq and is a predicted model, not a curated record. Gene Ontology annotation, biological process: transmembrane transport. The transcript has 3 exons. NCBI's taxonomy places the organism in Eukaryota, Fungi, Ascomycota, Eurotiomycetes, Chaetothyriales, Herpotrichiellaceae. Gene Ontology annotation, molecular function: transmembrane transporter activity. Bases 396 to 2207 code for a protein of 603 amino acids.